AUGCCAUCCUCUGAGGCAGUGAAUGAUAAGACAUUACCGAGCGUUCAGGAGCUUGCCAAAGAGCCCCUGAUUGCCAUCCCACGCCACUAUGUUCAAGCUCAUCAAGAACCUACUGCUCUCUCUGAUAGCUUUUCCUUGCCAAUAGUUGACAUGAAAAACUUGAUUAUAGGAGAAGCCAAGGAUUUAGAACUGGAAAAUUUGCACUCAAUCUGCAAAACCUUGGGCAUCUUUCAGGUGGUGAACCAUGGAGUUAGCUCUUUGCUGGUUGAAAAACUGAAACAUGAUAUUGAAGAGUUUUACAAGCUUCCUGUGGAAGAGAAAUUCAAGGUGAAGCCUGGUGAUGUUGAAGGGGAUACAAUUGAGUCUUAUCUAUCAGAGCUGCAAAAACUUGCCAUGACUAUCUUUGGAUUGAUGGCAGUAGCACUAAAGAUUGAUAAGAGAGAGAUUGAAGAGAUGUUUGAGGAUGGGAUGCAAGCAGUGAGGAUGAAUUACUAUCCUCCAUGCCCACAAUCAGAGCUAGUGACGGGCUUCAAUCCUCACUCAGAUGCUACUGGAAUUACAAUCCUCCUAGAAAUCAAUGGAGUGGAAGGCUUCCAAAUUAAAAAGGAUGGAGUUUGGUUUCCUAUUAAGUUCCUCCCAGAUGCCUUUGUUGUCAAUGUGGGAGACGUUUUUGAGGGCAAAUUCAUAGUGUGUCGAAUUUAA
Ilex paraguariensis (yerba mate) is the source of this 702-nucleotide messenger RNA. The record is from the annotation of a GenBank genome assembly. NCBI's taxonomy places the organism in Eukaryota, Viridiplantae, Streptophyta, Magnoliopsida, Aquifoliales, Aquifoliaceae.